Messenger RNA from Lotus japonicus, 2274 nucleotides. RefSeq lists its product as uncharacterized. The record is from RefSeq and is a predicted model, not a curated record. Gene Ontology annotation, biological process: cortical microtubule organization. NCBI's taxonomy places the organism in Eukaryota, Viridiplantae, Streptophyta, Magnoliopsida, Fabales, Fabaceae. The coding region runs from base 176 to 1942 and encodes 588 amino acids. Gene Ontology annotation, cellular component: cortical microtubule. The transcript has 5 exons.
AAGGGGAAACAAUAAUAAUAAUAUGAGACAAUGGAACAUAACCAAGCUAGUGAUGCAGAUCUAAACAUGGAUGAAUGAAUGAACAUUGAAAUUUCCAUUGCACUUCACCUCUUUGAACCACUUGUAGAUCUUGUUGCAGCAGUGGCAUCAACAUCACAAGUCUCACAACACAACCAUGAUGAAUGGUAGGAAUGGGAGGGAGUCUCUGCUUGGAUCCCUCAACCACCACCACAGAAGAAACCACACCUUCAAUAAUGGUGGCGGUGUCGCCACCAACAAUGAAGAAAACCUCGAUCUCUUCUCCAACAACCGCCGUUCUCUCUCUCUGGCUUCUUCUGAUGACUCUUCUGACGUUUCUGUGAAAUUGGGGAGGCUCUCACUUGGGGCGGCGAAACCGGCGAGAAGUGGGAUGGAAGAUCUGUUAUCAUCUGCAGAAGGAGGAAAGCAUGAUUAUGACUGGCUUCUCACUCCCCCGGGGACUCCUGUUUUUCCUACAUCAGAAGGUGAAUCCCAAUCAACGAUAGUGCCUCCAAGAAGAAGUAUGAGUAGAUCAACUUCUACCACUAAGGCCUCGAGGCUUUCGGUCUCGCAAUCAGAGAGCAACAAUCACUCUAGACCAGCAAGAAGCAGUUCUGUGACUCGCCCUUCCAUCUCCAGCUCACAGUCACAAUACAACACUUAUUCUUCAAACAGAUCCCCCUCCUCAAUCCUCAACACAAGCUCUGCCUCAGUUUCAUCUUACAUCAGACCAUCUUCUCCUGUAACCCGCUCUACAUCUUCAGCAAGGCCUUCCACUCCCUCCUCCCGCUCCACACCAUCACGAUCCUCAACACCCUCUAGAGCACGCUCAGUUUCCACCACCACCUCCUCCGCUGACAAACACAGACCAUCAUCACAAAGCUCUAGGCCAUCCACUCCUAGUUCUUCUAGGCCUCAGAUUCCUGCAAAUUUACAUUCCCCAUCUGCACCUCCGACUCGGUCACUGUCCCGCCCUUCAACUCCCACUCGUAGGAGCUCAUUGCCAUCUCCAUCUUCAUCUCCUUCCCUCACAACAGGCUCUUUAGCUUCAGCUGGACGUGUUCCAUUGAGUGGUCGCAGUUCAGCACCAUCAUCAAGGCCAAGCUCACCAAGCCCGCGAGUCCGGCCCCCACCACAGCCAGUUGUUCCAUCUGAUUUCCCCCAUGAUACGCCACCUAACCUUAGAACAACAUUGCCUGAUAGACCUCUCUCUGCAGGCAGGUCCCGUCCCGGUGCUUCCACUUUAAAGGGGAACCAUUCCGAUCUUCAAGCCUCAGUUAAUAUGCCGAGGCGACCUUCAUCUCCUGUUGUCAGUAGGGGGAGGUCCACAGAACCUGCCAGCAAAAGCCGUGGCUAUGCCAAUGGCCACCAUGCUGAUGUUCAUGAACCAAGGAGAGUUCCACAUGCUCCUGAAGGAGUUUCAAGGAAACCUGUUAAGGCCUCAACCACUACCAGUGACAACUCCGGAUUUGGAAGGACAAUCUCAAAGAAAUCAUUGGAUAUGGCUAUUAAGCACAUGGAUAUAAGGAACAGCUCAGGUAAUGUUCGCUCACUAUCAAGCACCACACUCUUUCCCCAGAGUAUUCGGAAUUCCACUUCCAAGAGCCAGUCUCACAGAGUUUCAAGUGCUCCAGCGUCUUAUGACAUGAAUGGAAGCCAUUUAACCCAUAACAAUGGAGCUAAUUUCGAUGCGAGAAACGGUGCGAAUAGAACUAUGACAAGAGGAAGAGAGGUAGAUCAAAGACAAUACUCAGCAAAACUCAGUGAAGUGGACAUCUAUGAGAGUUCUCGUUACGACGCGCUAUUGCUUAAAGAAGAUUUGAAGAACACAAACUGGCUGCAUAGUGCUGAUGAUAAAUGUGACGAAGCUUCCAUAUUUGAUAACGGAUUUGAGCACCUCCCGGAACCUUUUGGUCUCCUAUAGCAUCUAAAGAGGUUAUGCUUGGUGCUUUUGUAACAUGCUAUUUAUGUUCUGAUUAUCAUCUCAAUUUUUUUGAAAGAUGGGAUAUUUCAAAUCAGUGGGUUUUUAACUUUGAUCUCACACCAGCACAAACACUGCAGGAAAAAGAUUAUUACAUGAAUCUGGUCCAAUUUUUUUUGGAUGGAUGAGAAUUUUCAGAAAUGAAUUAUAUGUGUCUGUGCAUACCCAAAAUGUACUACUUUAAGAACAUAGAGAUGUGAUGUUUUAUGCAGACAAUAGAGUAUUUAUUUUCCUCUUGGCAAAUGGCAAUGAACACUAUAGUAUAGUUGAUGUUU